AUGGCAAGCUUUCCCAUCGGUUUUACUGAGAGUGCAGAGCAGUCCUUAGGUCCUGAACUCUCAGAUGAGCUCACCAUGGCCCUUGCUGCAGGGGAGUGGUGGGCUAUUAUGGAGGUUUCAAGUCCCAUCUCUGAGGAGCCAGAGUAUUGCGACUUCACCUGGCCUCCACGCCCCAUAUCCCUGAAGUCGAUGAAGCAGUGGAGCCAAAACAAGACACAGGGAGCUCCUGUGCCCACCAGGUCCCAACAGGAAUCACCUGUGGCUGUUGGGUCCCCACAGAAAGCACCUGUGCCCACUGGGUCUCCACUAGGACCACCUGUGCCCAAGUCUCAAGAUUGGCGAAAUCUAAAUUUCUCUGAGCCUCUUAAGCAGGAGCGGCUGUAUCAGCAGAGAAAGUGGAGGCAGAAAAAGACACCGGAAGCACCAGUGGCUGUUGAGCCCCCACAGAAAGCACCUGUGCCCAUAGGGUCUCCACUAGGACCACCUGUGCCCCAGUCUCAAGAUUGGCGAAAUCUAAAUUUCUCUGAGCCUCUUAAGCAGGAGCGGCUACAUCAGCAGAGAAAGUGGAGGCAGAAAAAGACACAGGAAGCACCAGUGGCUGUUGGUUCCCCACAGAAAGCACCUGUGCCCACUGGGUCUCCACUAGGACCACCUGUGCCCCAGUCUCAAGAUUGGCGAAAUCUAAAUUUCUCUGAGCCUCUUAAGCAGGAGCGGCUGCAUCAGCAGAGAAAGUGGAGGCAGAAAAAGACACAGGAAGCACCAGUGGCUGUUGAGCCCCCACAGAAAGCACCUGUGCCCACUGGGUCUCCACUAGGACCACCUGUGCCCCAGUCUCAAGAUUGGCGAAAUCUAAAUUUCUCUGAGCCUCUUAAGCAGGAGCAGCUACAUCAGCAGAGAAAGUGGAGGCAGAAAAAGACACAGGAAGCACCAGUGGCUGUUGGUUCCCCACAGAAAGCACCUGUGCCCACUGGGUCUCCACUAGGACCACCUGUGCCCCAGUCUCAAGAUUGGCGAAAUCUAAAUUUCUCUGAGCCUCUUAAGCAGGAGCAGCUGCAUCAGCAGAGAAAGUGGAGGCAGAAAAAGACACAGGAAGCACCAGUGGCUGUUGAGCCCCCACAGAAAGCACCUGUGCCCAUAGGGUCUCCACUAGGACCACCUGUGCCCAAGUCUCAAGAUUGGCGAAAGCUAAAUUUCUCUGAGCCUCUUAAGCAGGAGCAGCUGCAUCAGCAGAGAAAGGAGCACCUGUGCUCAAGUCUCUACAGAUACCAUCUGUGCCUGCCCCAAAGCCUCUGA
Rhinichthys klamathensis goyatoka is the source of this 1293-nucleotide messenger RNA. RefSeq names its product snake venom metalloprotease inhibitor 02A10-like. The transcript has 2 exons. Lineage: Eukaryota; Metazoa; Chordata; Actinopteri; Cypriniformes; Leuciscidae. The record is from RefSeq and is a predicted model, not a curated record. Bases 1 to 1293 code for a protein of 430 amino acids.